Messenger RNA from Pantherophis guttatus, 5863 nucleotides. It is a transcript of the gene ATG13, whose product is annotated as autophagy related 13. Lineage: Eukaryota; Metazoa; Chordata; Lepidosauria; Squamata; Colubridae. Gene Ontology annotation, biological process: autophagosome assembly; mitophagy; piecemeal microautophagy of the nucleus. Gene Ontology annotation, cellular component: phagophore assembly site; cytosol; Atg1/ULK1 kinase complex. The record is from RefSeq and is a predicted model, not a curated record.
CUUGACUCCGUGUGAAAAGUGCCGCCCCGGUUGCCUCAUUUGCCUUGAGCCGAUGAAAACAAACAGCAGCAAUGGCGGCGGUGACGGGAUCCCGGGGGAGGCCGCGGUCGUGAGGUGCCGUCACGGCCCCUCGUAGUUUCCAGCGAGGAAACCAGGUUAAGGGGGCGACCAGCCCGCGGCUUUCUUUGGCCACAAGCGUCUCUCGGACGGCUCUUCCAGGAAAAAAGCGCCACUCGGACCGGAGCGUAUUCAUAGCCGAGCCGGAGGCAUUUCUCCUGUCUGAACCAAGCCUGGAAAGAAGCUGUUGGUGCUGCCGCCACCCCCACCCCAGCCCAGCCCCACAGGGCCAAUUCUGAUUUUUAGCUCGGGGUUAAAAGGCUCCAAGCGCGCUCUUCACCCUCUUCCUUCAAGAGCCAAGCUGAACAUUUAGACUCCUUGCUCCUCUUGCGCCUUUCCUGGCUGUGUCCACGCGGAAAUUUAGGCAGUUCAGCCAGUCGCCUACCGAGUUGGACAUGGAGGCUCCUUAGUGCUUUUCCUUCUUAGUUGGACAAGAGAAAAAUCCCAUUGCAAAAGACACUGGUUGGUUUCUCUGCUCUCUGAAACUGAGAAGAUCCUCAACAGGGAAGGAAAAAAAGAAGCAUCUUCCAUCAAGACGGAGAGGUCGGGAGUAAGAGGAGCCAAAUGAAUAUGGCCAAGCAAACAGGCUAGGAGAAGCCUCUUGGGUUAAUCCCGGGAUGAAACCUCGAAUUGUCACCUCAGCCUCUCUUGUGCAGACUUUCAUAUGCAAUGGAUACUGACCUCAGCUCCCAGGACAGGAAGGACUUGGACAAGUUCAUAAAAUUUUUUGCUUUGAAGACUGUACAGGUGAUUGUGCAGGCCCGACUUGGAGAAAAAAUCUGCACUCGUUCAUCCUCCUCACCAACAGGCUCUGACUGGUUCAACUUGGCAAUCAAAGACAUACCAGAAGUUACUCAUGAAGCAAAAAAAGCUUUGGCAGGACAGCUGCCUGCUGUUGGGCGGUCAAUGUGUGUGGAAAUCUCCCUUAAAACCUCUGAGGGAGAUUCCAUGGAGCUGGAAAUCUGGUGUUUAGAAAUGAAUGAAAAAUGUGAUAAAGAAACCAAAGUUUCCUACACUGUGUAUAAUAGACUGUCUCUACUGCUGAAAUCUUUGCUUGCUAUAACAAGGGUGACACCAGCCUAUAGACUCUCAAGGAAACAAGGUCAUGAAUAUGUCAUAUUGUACAGGGUAUACUUUGGAGAAGUGCAACUGAAUGGCUUGGGAGAAGGAUUUCAGACAGUCCGAGUUGGGACAGUUGGUACUCCACUAGGCACAAUCACUUUGUCAUGUGCCUACAGAAUCAACCUAGCAUUCAUGUCUACCAGGCAGUUUGAGAGGACCCCACCUAUCAUGGGGAUUAUCAUUGAUCACUUUGUGGACCGUCCCUACCCCAGCUCCUCACCCAUGCAUCCCUGCAAUUACAGAACAGGUGAAGAAAAUGCAGUGGCAUAUCCAUCAGUAGAAGAUUCUCAAGAAGUAUGCACAACUUCUUUCUCUACUUCUCCCCCAUCCCAGUGUGUAUUUACUGUCACUAAAGCACAUUUUCAGACUCCUCCUCCUGUGGUGAUGGAUACCUUGAAGGGCCCUAUGAUGGGGCUGGCCUUUUCACCUCAACUCUCCAGCUCUCGUCUUUCUUAUCAGCCUGCAGCCUUGGGAGUUGGAUCAGCUGACUUGGGCUACCCAGUAGUCUUUGCUGGCGGCUUGAGCGCUACACAUCUUCAUCAGUUGGUAGUUCCAGGAAAGGAGGGAGGAGUACCUAUGAUUCCUAGCCAACCGAUGCAUGGCACCCAGGCAGAUCAUGAGAAAAUAAUGACAUGCACUCCCCUGGAUGGAGGCCAUUAUUCUGCAGUUACUCCAUCUAGUAGUGAGGAUCCAGAAACCGUAUCUAACAGCAGUGAAGGAAAGAGCGGUUCUCCACGCGAUGCCUUGGAAACCUUCUUUGUUCGAAAGGUGGGAGCCUUUGUCAACAAGCCCAUCAGCCAGGUGACAAUGGCCAGUUUGGACAUUCCUUUUCAAAUGUUUGCUCCCAAGAGCUUUGAACUAGAAGAUAACGAUCCCAUGGUAAAUCCUCCUGAUUCUCCAGACACAGAGUCUCCUUUACAAGGUAGCCUACACUCAGUGGGUUCCAGUGGCAGCAGCAGUGGGAAUAUCCAUGAUGAUUUUGUUAUGAUAGAUUUUAAGCCAGCAUUUUCUAAAGAUGACAUUAUCCCCAUGGACCUAGGGACUUUCUAUCGUGAAUUUCAGAAUCCUCCUCAACUCAGCAGCCUCUCCAUUGAUAUUGGAGCUCAAUCCAUGGCAGAAGACCUGGACUCACUGCCAGAGAAAUUGGCUGUUCACGAGAGGAACGUCAAAGAAUUUGAUGCUUUUGUAGAAACCUUACAGUAAAAUUGAACCAAGUUAGAACAGCCUCGGACAUCCUCUUCAGCACUCUGGAAAAGCAGGCCUAUAUAUUUUGCACCUGCCUCCCUUCUGGGUCCUGUUAUGUUGCAUCAACAAUUUCAUUUGCUUCCUGGGCUUUGUCCGAUGCAGAAACAAAUGGGAAUCACUUUGAACUGACCUUGUGAUGAAUUAAUUCGUUUUCCUUCUUGUUACAGUUGGCAUCUGAAGCAGUAUAGUGAAGAACAAAAUGAUCACUUUUGCCUUCUAUUAUCUCAUCUGUAAUGAUUUUCUAUUGCUUCUUCUUCCAUCAACUGCUUUCUCUUUUCACUUGAUUCAAUAGAACCAUCACUUGAAAGGAUCAAAACAGAAUAAUUCAUGCUCAUUGAAUCCUGAACAUUGCAGAAUUAGUCUAUUUUCAGUGAGUGUGUUUCAUAUACUACAACAGGUGAUAAUAUUCACUUCUAAUGCUCUAAAUAAUGGAAACAAAGUGUUGCACAUCUGCAUGCCGAAAUAAGAAAUGAAGACCACGUUUUUUUCCCUUGCUGACAGUUGGGAAUUAGUCCAUAAGAGCAGAAAAAAAGUGCUUUUCAUAUAUUUUUCCACCAACAAUGCCUGCCUAAGGCUAGACAAAAAGUCUUGUUGCUUUUGAAGAAGAUUCAGAGUUCAUGGGGUCUUCUUACAAUUGCUAAUUGUAAAUAUGUUACUGAUCCUAAUUCUUUAGGAUUACUUAAUUAGGGAUCUUUAGUCCAAAGUUUUUACAGAUGCUGCUGCUCUAUGUUAAGAGAAAUAAGAAAUAUUUAUUAUUCUAAAGGAAACUAUAUUUAAAGAAAAGUUGUAUGUUAUGUUUUCACAUUGUUAUGUGGCCAUAGGCUGCUGUGUUCUUUGUCCCUGCAAAAGUGCUGUGAACAACCUUAAAAAGAAUGAGGGCAUCUUCCCUUCCCCCCCCCCCCCCCAAAAGCAGACAUGUUGUGCUGGGAAAUUUAUCUUUCCCAGAGAUUGACUUGAUUUCACUCUGUCCUCUUGGGGGUCUAGAAAUGUCACAAUUAAGAUACGUUCUCUGGUGUAGUGAAUUUGCAGAGUUCUAAAAAGCUGAGCUCUGUCAUAUUUGUAAAAUAAAUUUAUGUAAUCUGCAAUGAAUUAGAAAGUAACUUGGUAUAGAAGUACAUUUUAUGAGAUUUACGGUACUUGUUCUAUCGUGCAACAUUUUGUUUAAAGUUUUUUUUCCUAAUGAGUUAGGCAUUAAGUAAUGCAAUUGACUGGCAUUUCUAUGUGUUCUGUUUGCUCCAUGUUCCACGCCAACUAUUAGGAAAGGAAGGAAAAAGACAUCCAUAUGAGUUCAGGGUUAGGCUCUGGCCACAAGUUCUUCCUUUCCAUUGUCAAAAAACAGGCUGAGAAUGCACCUCUAUGCAUAUUUUAAUGGGAGCAAGCAUCUUUAAACUUUAGGAAGAUAUUUUUUUAGUAAACCUGUUUAGAAUUGAACUGCCAUAUACUGUACUGAAGAACGAAGAUCAUAUCCUCUCAUUCCUUCUGUCUUUCAUCUUAGAUGCUUUUGUAUGAUUGUUGCCUUUAGAUAUGAAGGAUUUUUACAGUUUAAAAUAAUGGAAUGUUGACUUCCUGAAGUAUAAUGCUCUGCUCUUAUAGGUUUUGCUUGCUUGUGGUCUAAGAUGGGGUGAUGGGGGGGGGAGAUUAUUAGGGCAGUAUACAUCUUUCAGAUAGGCUCUGGAAUUUUCUGUUCCCUGCUGCUUUGCAGAAAUGAGCAGAAAAUUAAAUCUUUUGUCUUCUAGCAUGUAUUUUAUCUUAAUGGCUCAAACUGUAAGAAAUUUAUUUAAAUUGACUGAAAAAUAUCUUUUAAAUUUAUUUUCGAAGUACUUUUGAUGUUGUUACACAUUAUUGGUCCACUGACAGUGGUGGGGUUCAAGUGAUUUAACAACCGGUUCUCUGCCCUAAUGAUUUCUUCCAACAACCAGUUUGCCAAAUUGUUUAGCAAGUUAACAACCGGUUCUCCUGAAGGGGUGCAAACUAGCUGAAUCCCACCACUGUCCACUGAAGAACACACAUCUAAGUUUAUACCUAAACUGCUCCUAAGCAAGGGUGUGUGUGCUUGUUUUGGGGCUCAGAAUGAUAGAAACAUCAAAACUUUUUAAAAAUAGAUUGCAAGAAAGCAGCUUCACCCCAUAGUCAUAUCUGCAUAAAAUAGGGCUCGAUUCCCUGAGCCUUUUAGCUUUCUAAUCAAAAUAUAUGAAUAUAGGAAAAAAAACAUUCCUUAUUAUAUUCUUCAUGAGAUGUCAGAUGAUGUAGAGCUAUUUGUUUAAAUAAGAUUGGCUUUUCCAGCAGACUACAGGAGAGCCUAUUCUUAUAAAUGAUAAUAUCUGGUAAGGAAAUUGCUUGUUUUUCUAAUUUUCCUAAUGUUCCUAAAAGUCACUUCUCUGCCAAAACAGAGAAUUUUUUUUGCACAUUUACCUUGGCAUUCAUGUCACAAUACUUAUUUUGUUCUCCCAUCAUUUUCACACUAAAAUGCUGUGCCGAUUAAAGGAAUUUAGUCAAAUAUAGGUAGUCCUCGAGUUACAACCAUUCAUUAUUGACAUUUCAAAGCUAUGAAAAAGUGACAUUAAGGCCCAUCCUGUAAGUUGCGACCAUUGCCCCACUGCUACUGAAAGUCACAUGAUUGCAAUUUGUUUGUUUAACAACUGGCCCACUUUUACAUUGGUUGCAGUGUCUUGGAGAUUCAUUGAAUUAUCACGUAAUUUGCUUAAAACCAUGGUUAAAAAUUGACAUAAAGUUGAGUUACUUGAUGACUCAGGUAACACAUUGCUUAGUGAUAAAAAUUCCAGUCCCAAUGAUGGUCGUAUGUUGAGAACUACCCGUAACUAUUUAUUCUCAUAGUUCAAAAUUAUACAGAUAAAUUAAUAUAACUUCAAUAUCUUUGAAUAGAAUUACAAAUUACUCAUGUUGAUAUUCAUUUCCUGUUCAAGGUUUUUCUUACACUGAAAUAUCUACUGGAUUGUAUUCACUGGUCUGAUUCUGAUGUUCUACCAACGGAAUAACCCUUUGAGAACUUCACAGAUUUGGGGUCCUUGCGGGGGAUAGGAAACAGCAAGAAAUAUGCUUACAUAAUAUUAUAAGAUGCUGUUGUCUGAGUCUGGGUUGUUUAUUUUUUGAAGAAAAUUGCAUUGCCUAACAAACAUCAAUUUACUCUCCCACAUAAAUCCUCUUAUCAGGAAUUCAGGUAUAGAUCUUCAAAGGAUACAUUUCUGUCUACUUGCAUUACAGUGCUGUGAAUCAGAAUUUAUACAUAACAGGCAACAUUCAAAAGUGUCAAUUGAAGGAUGAAGGUUCCUCCCCUGCAUUUAUUUGGAAACACUAUUCAAAAUAUUCCACUACACAUUCAUACAAUUUCGAAUAAAACUUUUAUGCUACUUUAAAUUCA